GUCACAUUCCCAGAGGCUGCCAGUCAAACAAAGCUGUGUCCUCAGCUGAGGUCCUGGCUGCAAUGGUCGGGAGGCUGAACCUGCAGGAUGUCCCUGAUCUGCUCGACAUGAAGAAGAAGGGUGAGAGGGUUCUGGAUAGUCCAGAUUCUGGGCUCCCUCCCAGCCCCUGUCCCAGUAACUGGCUUUUGACUGCAGGAGUGGCAGAGAAAGCUAUUGAACAAGAACCUUCACCAGCACAGGGGAACUUGCCUCUUUUAAGUCUGACAAAUAACUGCAUUCCAAGACUGUGUCCUUUGUCUUUUGGAGAGGGUGUGGAGUUUGAUCCUUUGCCUCCUAAAGAAAUAAGGUACACCUCCUCAGUUAAAUAUGACUCUGAUAAACACUUCAUUGACAAUAUCUACAUGCCGGUCGGACUGGGCCUCUCCUCCUGCAGACAAACAGUGAUCUGCGUCCCAAAUUGCACAUGGCGCAACUAUAAAGCAGAGGUCUACUUUGAACCUAAGAAUAAGCCUCAGAGGUUCAUGAGCACCACUAUUGUGUAUCCAAAACAUACAAAAACUGUCUACACAACUACGUUGGAUUUCAACUGCAAGAAGUUUAUGAGGCGUUUUCUGUCAAGUGUAGAGUUGGAAGCUGCUGAUUGCUUAGGUGGUGAAUGCUACAUGGAUUAAUAUUGAAUUUAUAUAUCUCAUUCUGUUUGUUAACAUUAUUGAUUUGAGCUAUAAAAGGUAAUUAUAGUUGCAAGUUAAAUGUAACAAAACAAAAAAAGCCUUGUAUAGACGUGAAAAAUGUAAAGGUUAUCCAUAUGACGAUAAGUAAACCUGCUCAUUAAUUAAUUAUUUGGCUGACUGCACCAGUUACCAUUCAAGAAUUGUUGAAUUAUCUAAAAGAAUUAUAUGAUUUGGAUGUUAACUAUAUUAGUGUAAGGCAAAUAUUGUUUGUGAAACAGCAAUUAAGAUAUGGAUGUCCACCAAAGAAAAAAACAAACUAUGCUUCCUUAUACUUAACAAAAAUUACAUAAUUUAUGACAAAUUAGUUAUUUCAUAUGAAUGAUAAAGUUGGAGAUUUAGGACUUUAAAACUAAACUCAAAUAAAACAAGAACUUUACUGUCAUCAGUAGGAUUCCACAAUAACCUUACUGAGAUUGAUUUGAGACCAAAAAUGGGAAAAUGCUACAGGAGAGUUUUAGGGAAAAACUCACACAAAAUGACAUUUCUGGGGUGAGAUUAAAAUGUAAUACUUGACAUUGGAAUAAUUUCUGAUCCUCUGUUUCCGGUUUGUAUAGGAAAUAAAGCCCUUCAAAACUGAAAAAAAAAA
Molecule: messenger RNA, 1317 nt
Organism: Bombina bombina (fire-bellied toad)
Lineage: Eukaryota; Metazoa; Chordata; Amphibia; Anura; Bombinatoridae
Product: refilin-B-like
Exons: 1
Coding region: 63-671 (202 amino acids)
Biological process (GO): negative regulation of bone mineralization involved in bone maturation; negative regulation of chondrocyte development; actin filament bundle organization
Cellular component (GO): actin filament bundle
Molecular function (GO): filamin binding
Source: RefSeq, a predicted model, not a curated record